This is a messenger RNA of Saccharomyces cerevisiae S288C, 399 nucleotides long. RefSeq lists its product as uncharacterized. Gene Ontology annotation, cellular component: membrane. Bases 1 to 399 code for a protein of 132 amino acids. The record is from RefSeq and is marked reviewed. Lineage: Eukaryota; Fungi; Ascomycota; Saccharomycetes; Saccharomycetales; Saccharomycetaceae. The transcript has a single exon.
AUGGUUUUUGUUUUCCCCUUCCCAUUUUUUUCUUAUGGUUUUUCCAGUUUUCUAGAAGCCGGAAAAAAGGCAAGCUACAAAAUGUACUACGCGGAGCCAGAAUUAAAAACCACGCGGACGGGACGGGCCGUGGCUUGUGACGCCGGAUCCCCGCGUAUAAUCCGUGUCACGCUAAAGGACAAAAUCGGUUUAUCCGAGCGGUUUACGGGAAGGGUCUUUUGCUAUCUCGCAGUAGCGUGUGCCUGGUUAUCCCAAUACUACCACCACACCUGUGCUUUUUUUAUCUUGUACGUGCAUGUAUGCGUAUGUUUUCUUUUUUUCCGUUGGUGCUUAUUCGCUACCGUCUCGUUGAUCCAUGAAUCACAAACACAAGCCGGUUCUGCUUACUAUACAAAAUAG